Molecule: messenger RNA, 978 nt
Organism: Camelina sativa (false flax)
Lineage: Eukaryota; Viridiplantae; Streptophyta; Magnoliopsida; Brassicales; Brassicaceae
Source: RefSeq, a predicted model, not a curated record
AUGGGUAAAGACGGGAUCAGUGAGUUGCCUGAUGAUUUGAUUCUGCAGAUACUCUCUUCGCUUCCAACAAAGAAUGUGAUAGCCACAAGUGGUUUGUCUAAACGAUGGCGUUUUCUUUGGAAGUUGGUACCGAAACUCGAGUUCAACUCUGAGAUUAAUCCGAGAACUGCAGAGAAUGUUGGCAGGUCUUUGCUUUUACAUAAAGCUCCAGUUCUAGAGAGUUUGCAUCUCACAGUCACAGAUUUAUGUGAUGAUAUAGAUGUUGAACUAUGGGCUGGAAUUGCAUUUGCACGUAAUGUGCGUGAGUUCGUACUCGAAGUCUCGCUUUCCUUUUUUUCCAUGCCAGUCCAAUUUCCGAGUAGCUUGUUUUUCUGUGAUACACUUGAGACCCUGAAACUCAAGUUUUCGGUUCUUGUUGAUGUUCCUUCUCGAGUUUGUAUGAAGUCUCUCAGAAUUUUGCACCUUUUUCAUGUGAGCUACAAAGACGGUGAAUCAAUCCGUAACCUUAUAUCUGGCUGUCCUAAUCUUGAAGAUUUUCUCAUACAUGGAGGUGCUUGUAAGGUUGUCCUGAAUUUGGUUAUUGAAGCGCCAUCUUUAAAGAGACUAUGGAUUCACGGUCAAAUUGGGGGACGAAAGACUAUGAUAAACGCUCCUUGUUUGGAAUACUUGAAAAUGAAAGGGUUUAGUUAUGGUCAGUGUUGUCUUAUUGAGAAUGCGCCAGCGUUAGUCAAGGCAACUAUUAGUGACGUUUCUUACAUCGUUAAUGAGAAUAUUUCGGGAUCUCUUAAGUCAGCCAAAUGUCUUUCCUUGAACUUAUCACCUUUAGAGUGCCCUACCGGAGCUAUCUUUUAUCAACUGGUAUAUCUACAGAUGUAUACACGUGAAGCGGAGUGGUGGAAUCUACUUAUGUUCAUGCUCGACAUCUCUCCUAAACUACAAGUCCUCAAACUCAUUGAUCAUGUUAAGUAUCCUAGCUAA